Messenger RNA from Nymphalis io (European peacock), 2467 nucleotides. RefSeq names its product cap-specific mRNA (nucleoside-2'-O-)-methyltransferase 2 (gene aft). The transcript has 3 exons. Gene Ontology annotation, cellular component: cytoplasm; nucleus. Lineage: Eukaryota; Metazoa; Arthropoda; Insecta; Lepidoptera; Nymphalidae. The coding region runs from base 240 to 2324 and encodes 694 amino acids. Gene Ontology annotation, molecular function: methyltransferase cap1 activity. The record is from RefSeq and is a predicted model, not a curated record. Gene Ontology annotation, biological process: 7-methylguanosine mRNA capping.
GACAACAUUGAACAUACAUCAAUAAUAAAAUACCUAAUUAAUUUAUGUUCUUUUGUAAACAUUGUGAUUUUGCACAAUUAGUGUGAUAAUAGGAAAAAAAUUAAAGAAUGCCUACUGCUUUUGGAAUCACUUUAUGCAUUAUUGCGCAUCUUAAUUUAUAUAGCAAAAUAUAAUCUUAUUAAUUGAGCGAUCCAUUUAUUUUCAUUUCCUAGACGCGUUCGUCGUAAUUGUUUGUCAAGAUGUUUCAAAAACCGGAAAAUGUGUUUUAUCGUCACAAAUUCUUUCGUGCUGAUGAUUUCGAUGACGAGCUUAAUGAUUUGUUUAAUAAAAAAUAUCAAUUCCGUUUUAACAGCGAAUGGAAAUUGCCUGAUCGAGAAUCUUGGUUUUCGGCACCACCUUGGAAGGUUAAAGCACUAGAAUCGCAGAAAUCUCGAUUGAACUUUCAUAAAAGUCAGUUGAAUGACUUCAGUAUUGAAGAAUGGAGCAGCCAUACACGUCGUCGGAACCCGGCGGGUGAGGUUGGGUGGAAGAUUAGGUGUCUUGUAAAUCCUGAGUUUUUAACACAGGCUUGGACGAAAUUCUAUGAAUGCGCCUGUACGUACAAUGUUGUACCAAAGGAAGCAAGUGCAUCUAAGAGAAUGGUAUCUCUACAUCUGUGCGAAGCCCCAGGAGCAUUUAUAACAUCUUUAAAUCAUUAUUUAAAACUAAAUCAUCAAGACAUACAGUGGAAGUGGGUUGCUAAUACCUUGAAUCCAUAUUAUGAAGGCAAUUCCCCUUCAAACAUGAUCAGUGAUGACCGUUUUAUGUUCCACACCCUGGAUAACUGGCAUUUUGGCAUAGACAGCACCGGAAAUUUAAUGGAUUGGGAAAACUCUCAAGCUGUCAUUGAAAAAGCUAAAAGCUUGGGAAAGGUGUUGCUUGUUACGGCUGAUGGUUCAAUUGACUGCAUGCAGAAACCUGAUGCUCAGGAAGAAGUUACUUCACCACUACAUUAUUGUGAAAUUGUUACUGCUUUGCAGUCCCUAAGCUCAGGAGGCACACUAAUAUUUAAACUUUUCACAAUAUUUGAACAUUCAACUGUUUGCCUGCUUUAUCUAAUCAAUCAUCUAUUUAAAGAGGUCAACAUAUACAAACCAGUGACAUCCCGUCAAGGAAAUUCAGAAGUGUAUGCUGUAUGCCUUGAGUACAAGGAUAACAUAAACCUCGAUGACUAUAUACCCCUACUCAAAUCAACUUAUGGAACAGACCUGUAUUCCAAAAUAUCUAUGUUUCCGCUGGAAAUGAUUCCAGAGACCUUUUUAAAACAAGUAGAGGAAUGUUCAUAUUACUUCUGUUCAAUACAAUGCCAAGUAAUAAACAGCAACCUUCAAGCAUAUUUAAUGCAGAAAAAUAUUGCCCUACACAGGGAUAUAAAAAAAAUAAGAGCUAUUGUUGCAUCAGAAUUUAUCUGGAAAUACAACCUUAAACCGAUUCUAUAUGAACAUGAGAUCCUUAAAGGGAUACUCCAUGAAGAAAAUAAAAUAAACACAAAUCCAAGGUACGAUCGAGGCUCAUACACUGAAAGACAGCUUUAUUCAAAGAUGUCCCUAAAAGAAAAGUUAAAGAACUUAAAUGGCUUUUUACAAGCGGAACUGCUAUCAAAUCCACUAAUUUUAAUAAAUGAGUCAAUUCGAUGGAUGUUAAAAGAAGAAAAUGUAAAGGUUGAAAUUAAAUAUACAUAUGGUCUACCAUUACAGAAAAUUAAUAGUUCUAAGUUCAUAUUUGUUCCAAUCUUUAAGUUGUAUCAGCAAAUUUUGACCGAAGAGGAAUUUAAAGAGAUUAUACUUUAUAAACAGUCCAAAGGGCAAGUGGGCAGCACUGAUGACUCAAAGAGUCAAAUAUCAAAAAUCCUAUUGUUGCCAGAGUAUAAGUAUAAGGACAGUUUUAAUGUGUAUGAGAAAAAUUGUUUCAAGACGUUGCUCAGUAUUUUAAUGGAAAUGAAGAUUGGGGAGUCACUUCUACUAAAAAAUUAUAACAUAUUAACUCACUUUAAUGUCAGCACACUUUACAUUCUUUCUAAGGGGUGUUUCGAAAAGACUGGUUUUGCAUCUUGCGGGAGCAUUGUUUUAAACAACUUGCGGGAUAAAUCUUUUUUAAAUUACCUAGAUGCUAUUAAUAUUGAAUGUGAUAAAGUCCGAAGUGAUAAUACUAAAGAUGUUCUGAAUACUCUUCCAGUACAAGUAACAAAUGUUGGAGAUUUUUUCAAUAAUAUUGUCUUUUAUAAUAACACUUUCUACAGAAAUAAAUGUAUUGAAUACUUGUACACAAUUGAACAGUCACUAUAAAUUAAACUACUUUAAUAUUUCAAUUUAAAAUAUAUUUAUCGUGUCUGUAGAAAAUAUUUUUCUAAAUAAAUUAUUCUUGUGAGCUAAUAAAAGUAUUCUCGUUGUUCUCAGUCACAGUGUAAUAAAGAUUUUCUGAAUGUUAA